Molecule: messenger RNA, 7088 nt
Organism: Pseudoliparis swirei
Lineage: Eukaryota; Metazoa; Chordata; Actinopteri; Perciformes; Liparidae
Gene: rcor2
Product: REST corepressor 2
Exons: 14
Coding region: 1272-2894 (540 amino acids)
Biological process (GO): regulation of transcription by RNA polymerase II; negative regulation of DNA-templated transcription
Cellular component (GO): transcription regulator complex; histone deacetylase complex
Molecular function (GO): transcription corepressor activity
Source: RefSeq, a predicted model, not a curated record
AGCAGAAAGCAGGAUUGGAGGGGAAAAGGGGGAUUAAAUGAAAACUGGGAGGAUGAGGAAGAGUUGGUGAACAAGACGAGGAGGUGGUGAUGCCAAAGAGAGAGAGAGAGAGAGAGAGAGAAAGCUAGAGGAGUAUGUAACAGGCUGUUACAUGUCAGCAGCAGGCACUUGUAAAGGUAGCAGCAGGCUCUCUCUCUGUGUGUGUCUGUGUGUGUGUGUGUGUUGUCUUUAUUGCCAGCAUCAGGUGUGAGAAAUCCUGCUACAGCUAUCACUGAAACAAUCCCUAUUCUAAUCGCUCACUCACACUCACUCACUCACUUACACCCCCCACCCCACCCCCACAUGCUCACGAGCACUCACGCACACAUGGUGGCACAAGGCAACGCUAUUUGAAUUGCUCGACAUUUUAAAUAAAAAUAAAUAAAAAUAAGCCAAGUACAUUGAGGCUAUUCAUCUGAGUCAUUGUCCGUUCUUGCACAAAGUCGUGCACGCUCUUCAAGGCACCUUUGCUCUCUCACGUACGUGCACGAGCACGUAGACACACUAUUGUACCCCACUCUCUCCUGUCCUUUUCUCCAACACGCAUACACCAGUGCAAGUAUGGACAGCCUGCCUCAGUACAUAGAUGCACAGCUGACGAAUCCCUCCGCCGACACACUGGCAAGUAGUCCCUAAUUUAUGGGAUUGUUGAUAGAUGUCAGAUUAAGAGUCUAUUGCAGCUAUUGUUUAUAUAACACACAACCACGCCGUCUUUCUCUUUAUAUUCAAACGAGAAUAACAAGAAAUAAUAAUGAAAAGUGGGAAUUAACAGGUAGGCAGUUUUUAAAAGCUGUUUCACCCCCCGAAGCCUUUAAGUACAACAUGCUACUAAAUUAAACACAUAAGCGUGUCAUAUUACAUGUUUAGUGGCACAUCCAAAAAUGAAGAGUCGGCUACACUUAAUAGUUUUACGGGACUACUUUUUGUCAAUCCAAACGGCUGGUUGGGAGAGGCGAACGCAUCGGGGCGGAUGUCCACCUCACUUUUCCCCGGGUGUGGUCUGCCUCCCCGGCACACACACCGACGCACGCACACACACACAUCCACGGCUGCUUCCAUCUAUCCACGCUGUUCACUUCAUUGUACCGACUGAGCGCAUCAAUUAGGAGAGAAUUAGGCUGUUUCCGAUGCUGUAGUUGUCUCCUCGCGGCUUCGAAGAGGAGUACAACCCGCGGACGGAGGGCGCCGAGAAGUUUUGAGUGCGGCAGAGCGGAGAGAAGCGACGCACAGCCAUGCCCUCCGUGAUGGAGCGCUCGGGGUCCGGGGUCCUGUCCAGGAGCAGAGCCAAGACCAUAACCAACGGCAACAGCCAACCACACUCUGAAGAGGAGAGCAGCGACGAAGAGCACGCUCAUGACAGUAUGAUCAGAGUGGGAGGAGACUACCAGGCUCAGAUACCAGAGUUCAAACCAGACAGUCCAACCUGCUACAAUGAGAAGGACCAGAGGAGCAUGUUGGUCUGGUGUCCCAACAGUCAGCUGUCUGACGCAAUGUUGGACGAGUACAUCCUGAUGGCUAAAGAGAAACACGGAUACAACAUGGAGCAGGCUCUGGGCAUGUUAUUAUGGCACAAGCAUGACGUGGAGCGCUCCCUGGCUGACCUGGCCAACUUCACCCCCUUCCCAGACGAGUGGACGGUGGAGGAUAAGGUGCUGUUUGAGCAGGCCUUCAGCUUCCACGGCAAGAGCUUCCACCGCAUCCAGCAGAUGCUUCCUGACAAGCUGAUCUCCAGCCUUGUGAAGUACUACUACAGCUGGAAGAAGACCAGGACUAGGACGUCCGUCAUGGACCGACAGGCCAGGAGGCUGAUCAGCAAGAGAGAGAAAGAAGAUAGUAAUGAUGAGAUCGAGGAAGCAGACCCCGGCAGUGACAGUGACUUUGAGAUUGACACCAAGAAAGAGGCAGUGAAACAAAACCCCAACAACGCCAAUACUGACAAGGCGCUCCCCAGCCGCGCUGGGCCGGUGAAGAAGGAGACCAUCGGGGCUCAGUACCGCCAUCACCCGCUCAGAGCCCGCCGCCGGCCCCCCAAAGGCAUGUACCUGCAGCAGGCCGACAUCGUGACGGUGUCGGCCUCCCAAGACGCCGGGGUGCACACGCUCCGCAACCUGGACACGCAGUUGGUGUCGCUCAAGAGACAGGUCCAGUCUAUUAAACAGAACAACAGUAGUGUAAAGCAGAGCUUAAUUGAAGGGGUUGACACUUUUAAACCCGCUGAGCCUGUCCCUAAAAUGAACUCUCGUUGGACCACCGAGGAGCAGCUCCUGGCUGUGCAGGCUAUCCGUCGCUAUGGUAAAGACUUUGGAGCCAUCGCUGAGGUGAUCGGGACCAAGACGCCAGCUCAGGUGAGCUCGUUCUUCGUGAGCUACCGGCGCCGGUUCAACCUGGACGAGGUGCUGAGGGAGUGGGCGGCCGAGCAGGUGGCCACCAGCCGAGACCAGAGAGACGCCAGGAGGAGCGGCGAGGACACGGCAGCCGCAGCAGAUGGAGCAGCUGAGGAGGACGAGGUCAAAAUGGAGGACUCUCCCACCGACAUCACCGGCGGCUCCUCUCCUCCCUCCUCCGCUCAGACCACUUCCUCCCUCUCCCAGCCUCCUCCACUGCUGCGCCCCGCACCUCCCUCGGCUCCUCCUAGCCUCCUCCGGCAGCCUCCUCCCCUGCAGACGCGGCCACUCCAGAACCGAGCGCCCCACAACCACCCCCCGCCCCCGCUCAUCCGGCCCGCUGUGACCUCCACAUCCACCUCUACCGGGAGCUCCAGCCUCAAGGCGUCUCCUCCCAGCUCCUCCUCCACUGCAGGCCAGAUGCCCCCGUCGCUGGUCGGGCUCAAAGUGGAGCAGCCCAACUCUCAUUAAUGUGUGUAUAUAUAAAUACACACACACACACACACACAUUACUAUAGGAAUAGAAACACAAACAAAUUAGCAUGAAAACAAACACAAUGCUUUCUCUAGUAACUCCAUCGCUCCUCGUCUUUGUUCGUGGGACCAUCACACGUCACAUGACCAUCACAUGACCACACGAACCAUCGAACACGCUCAGGUCCCCAAGGUGACAUCAAAACUCCUCAAAUGCAGGAAGUGUGUAAGGACCCCCCCCCCCCCCCCCCUUUUAGAAAAGCAGUGGGCUGAAGCCCCUUUACUGUUCUAACAAACACCUACCUCCAGACCGUUGUUCUCAACACACACACACACUAGGAACUCAAAACACACACUACCCGCACACUUCUGAACAACACAAAGAGACAUUGGAUUGUCAAGCUGUUGAGGAAAGCCAUGACCGCAGAGAGCAAAAACCCCACCUGCUCGUUUCCAUGGCAACUGCUGAACAUCUGGAUUGCGGCUGUUGAACACAGACACACACCGUACAUCUUCUCUUUAAUGUAGGUUCCACUGGGCAGGUAUCAAGUGACUCGAACAACCUUCAGGAAAAUGAAAUAAUGAAACGAGAUCAAGAAGAAGAAGAAGAGUUUCCAGCGUGAGCCAAACCCGAGAAGUCGUGCGGAAGGGCGACGCGAAGAAACGGACCUUUUUGAGCUUUGCUUUAAAACUUGGACCAUCUUGGGAGAGAAACGGUACUUUUGCAAACGGACCAAAGCCGAGUUUGCUGACGCAGCUUUUAAUAGUUGAAGCCGUCUGCUCAGAAAUGGGAAAAACCGAAGAGCGAGAGCUCCCUCGUCUCCCUCUUCUCAUAGCCAUGUAUUACUAGUAUUAACUGGAGUAAUGUUUUCCCCUUUUCUUUGACUAGACUUUUAAAGUGAGCCCUAGGCAGGCAGUUAGUUAUUGUAAGUAGUUUAGAUGGUGCAAACUUUAUUAUUUUUAUGAUGAUUAUUGACUUGGCACGAAGGCGAAUCGGAGCCGUUUAACACGGCGCUGUUCUUUACUGUUGAGGAACGUUUUCUGUCUCUGGACAAUGUGUCGGGCAGGUGUGCUUUCUUUCUUUGAAGCGGGUUGAGGGGCGCCUCACCUUAAAAUGUUCUGCCAAAGUCUGCUUCGGCUUCAAUAGUUCGUCGUUCCACAGAAUUCCCACGUCUCCAAUUAGCUGUGGAGCGUCAGAGACGAGCGUUUGUCAAGUCGCCGCGUCGGCUUGCCAGGUACAGACGAAAAGGUGUUUCAAGGCUUUUUGGUAAACACCGAUUUGCUUUCUUGCCGAGAGCGAGACGAGAAUAUUCGUACCGCACUCGUGGGUGGGAGAGGGUUCGGUGGAGCCGGUUGUUGGAUGUUCUCGUCUCUAUAGAACUAGUGCGUCUUAAAGAAGUGUGCGUCUCGAUCCUGUCGCAGUGCGUGUCGGCCUCCGUCCGGCUCCUCUAGUUCCCAGUUCACCAAGGUGACCUCUGGCGGCCUCGUGAACUGAAGACUGAGUGAUGAGCGGCUGCGUCCUCGUGUGUGUGUGUGUGUGUGUGUGUGAAGCUGCUCGGUGCUCCUCCUCUCAGCUCGGCCUCCACCGGGCGCCAGGCGACUCGCUCCAUCACGACGUUUGGCUUUAAAGCGGCUCGUCUUUUGUUCUUAGCGUGGACUUGUUUUCUUAAUUGUUUCCUUCCUCCAAAACACGGCCCGUGUGAACGUACUGUAUGUGAGAAGUUGUUUACAUUGUGGAAACUGAACCGCUUGUGUUUGACAAAUGUUUUUUUUUUUUUUUUUUAGAAUAAAGAAAUGACCAAAUAGUCCAGCGUUAAGAGCAGGUUAUCCACACUCAUGUCGUCUGUGAGAUUAGGGUGCGGCUCUGAAUACAUUCGGCCUUUUGCUCAACAGAAUGAAGAAAACCCCCGACUCGUCAGAAUACCAUCCGUUGACGGGUCCAGCCUCCUGCAGCUGUGUGUCGGGCCUCACCUGAGGCCCGAUGAGAGGAUCUGAAGUGUGUUUUAAGACCUGUGCUGUAAACGUUAUCCUCCACAUGUCUGAAAUGUGACAUCACAAGUCUGACAACUCAACAAGAUCGACUCGUGACAUCAUGAGCCUCAGGAAUAUGUCUGGCGCACCUGAAACUGACCCAGUUGUAAGUUCCACACAGGAAGCGGUCAGGGGACGCCCCCUUCUGCUGACGUGGAGUAUCACCACCGGCCUCUGAAACACCACAGAGUUAAACUAGCGGCACGUUUUCAUCUUCAUUUUCAUUCCAUAAUCUGUAAAACAAUAUUAAAUGCUGGUUCAAAUAGUUCACAAUUCCACUUCUCUCUAAAGGCUGUUAAUGUGUUCACAGGAUUAGAGCUGAAGAGGGGAUUGAUAUGUAAUAUGAAUAUUUGACUACAUAUGAGAACCCGUUGUUGGGCAGAAUGGAGGUUUAGUAAACAGGGAAAUUGCCGUAGAGCCUCCUGAAUUAUUCAGAUUAUGAACAAUUAUGAACCUUGAUAACUUCAUGACGCUGCUGGCGAUGUGAGCCAGAGCUUUAGAUACUAAACGGGAUCUUGUUUAUCUCAUUAUGGAUUUCAGAGGCAGAUUAUUAUAUCAGUUUUUAUUACUAUCAUUGUAAUUUUUCAUUUUGUCUUUGCACAAAAAAAACAAAUAAUAUAUUUUGCAGGAGCUGAUCACCCCUCCCAAACCCACCACUACAGUUACAGUUUGCUCAAAACACAUUUUAAAUCAAUGUAAAUUACAGCAAUGUAAAACGAAAAUAACGUAAAUAAAAUCAACCCUGAAAGAGAUAAUAUAACAGCAACAGCCAGAAUAAUAAUUAGAAUCCAAUACCCAGCACCUUAAUACAUGAUCAACUUUGAAAGAAAAAUCUGACGUAUUAAAAACUGAAAGAAAAAUAACAAAUGACAGUGUAUCAUCGUGAAAGAAAGUCAGGUACGACCAGCUGACGGGACCCACCGGUAUCCGCCUUUCUCUAACCCCCCCGCGAGUGUGUGUGUGUGUGUGUGAGAAAGGAAGUGACGUCUUGUGGUUCGUGGUUUCGAGCGUGAACGUGAGCUCCGACGCGAGAAACGUUUUGGCGGAGACUUUUUUCACGCUUUCUCUUUCCCCUUCGAGCCUUUCUGGACCGACGAGGCUCCGAAAGAACAGACGCGUGAAAUAUAAAAAGGAAUAUGGCCAAAAACCUGAACGAGCGGUUGUCGGCGUCAUCGUCCUUAAAUACACCGAUUAUAACUGCUGUCUGCACAUGGGGGUGGGCGGGGGUAAUCUGAUACACUGAGCUGUGUGUGUGUGUGUUAAAAGGUGCACUACACUGAAAAAGGCAGCAAAGAUAUGAUCCGACGUGACUCCGUCAACUCCAACCCCCAAAAUCCAAAUCUGUACAAACCCAAAAUGUCCAACGACACAAACAAAAAUAUAUCAAAUCAAAAGUAGAAGAAAAUAAUUCACCAUUCGUCAUUGAAUCUUUUUCUUUUUUUCCUCCAGUGAUCUUUUAUAAUACACACACACACACACACUCUAAAGGCCUGUGUAGCAGAGAGCGGAUGUGUGUGUGUGUGGGGGGGGGGGGCAGAAACAGGGACGAUGUGUCGGUUCAGGGUUGACAUGGAUAUGAAGGCGUGAUGCCAACCGAUAACAAAAACAAAAAAAAGUACAAAUAAUUAUUUCAAGCAUUUAUGUGCUGACAACAAAAACAAACCCGAAAUUAAAUUCUACAAUGAAAGGCAACAUAAAAUCCAUCAACAAGCCCGUCCACGAGCUGCCGUCCCUCCCCUGUUUCCCCGUAUGCCCCUCGUUUCCAGUGCACAACUCUUUUUAAAAGCCAUAAAAGAAGAAACUAAAUUAAAAGAGACCAAAGAAGAAGAAAAAAAAGUACGGCCUUGGCUUGGAGACGGGUCGAAGCCCGUACGAUCGAUGACGUCAUCGAGUCUGACUGGACCCCUCAGACCUGAUGGCAUGAGAGGAGAGGAAGAAAAAAAGGGAGUGAAGAGGCGUACGAGAUGGACGUGUUUGUGCCGGGUUCAGUUGGAGAGAGGGUGGUGAAAAGUGAGUGUGUGUGCAUGUGUGUGUUUGGGGUGUGAGGAGGGAGCAGGGGGAUUUUUAAAAGUUCAUUUUUUUGUGCGGGAAGGGAGGUAGAGAGGAGAGAAGAGGAGAGGGUCCUUUAACCAGCAGCAUCAGUCAAAAAUCCAUCCGCAU